Oikopleura dioica is the source of this 312-nucleotide messenger RNA. Lineage: Eukaryota; Metazoa; Chordata; Appendicularia; Copelata; Oikopleuridae. The record is from the annotation of a GenBank genome assembly.
AUGAACAUGGACGAAACAACCAUCUCCUCCAUCAUCUACGAUCUCCACAAAAUCGAGGCAGAGCUCGAGUCCCGCCUUCACGCGUCCCUCAAUAAUCUCCAGGAUCAUUUCCGAUCCCUCUGGCAUUCAAUUGACGUCGAAGAGGAGAAAUUCAUCGCGAUCGUCAAACGAUACACAACAGAGGAACAAUUCGAAACGACCCGGGAAACAGCGAAAAUGUCAAUAUAUGAACUCUCCGAAGAUCAUCAACGGCAGAUUUACGAGCUAGACGUUGUUUUCGAAGACUUGUCAAGGAAAAAUGCUGAAAAAUAA